AUGGAAAACCAAACCACUGUGACUGAGUUCAUUCUCUUGGGACUUUCCAGUGACCCGCAACUCCAAAUUUUCCUGUUCUUUGUGUUUUUGGUAAUAUACACAGUCACCCUAGUGGGGAAUGCAGUCAUCCUGCUGGUGAUACGAGCUGAUUCUCACCUUCAUACCCCCAUGUAUUUCUUCCUGUCUCAUUUGUCCUUUGCUGAUAUCUGCUAUUCUUCAGCAAUUGUCCCAAAGCUGCUCAUGAAUUUACUAGCAACACAUAAAACGAUUUCUGUCAAUGCUUGCUUCACCCAAUUGUUCUUCACCAUUCUCUCAGGUACUUGUGAAGUAUUCAUACUCUCAGUAAUGGCUUACGACCGUUAUGCUGCUAUAUGUAACCCCCUGCAUUAUGUGGGGAUUAUGAACAAAAGAGUAUGCAGGCAGCUAGUGGCUUUUUCCUGGACCAUGAGUCUUAUGGACUCACUGGUAAAUACAAUCCCUGCAUUAAAGUUGCACUUCUGUGGGCCCAAUGAAAUUGGGCAUUUUAGCUGUGAGCUUCCCCCGUUACUAGCACUUUCCUGCUCUCAGACAUUCAACAACACAAUAGCUCUUCUUUCUUCUGCUGUGGUCGUUGGUUUUGGCAAUUUCCUCCUCAUGUUGGUUUCCUACAUCCAAAUCAUCUCCACCAUCUUGAGGAUACACUCUGCAGAGAGUAGACAUAAAGCCUUCUCCACCUGUAGCUCCCACCUCACUGUGGUGGUUUUAUUGUAUGCAACAGGGCUUUUUCAGUACUUGAAACCCAGUUCAAUUUCUUCAGUGAUCCUGGAUCAAGUUUUCUCCAUCCAGUACAGCAUUGUAACCCCCAUGUUAAAUCCCAUCAUCUAUAGUCUGAAGAAUAAAGAAGUGAAAACAGCCUUGGGGAGAAUUUUCAAAAAAAAUCAAGUUCUGAACUGA
Alligator sinensis (Chinese alligator) is the source of this 933-nucleotide messenger RNA. Its product is annotated as olfactory receptor 8S1-like. Lineage: Eukaryota; Metazoa; Chordata; Crocodylia; Alligatoridae. Gene Ontology annotation, cellular component: membrane. Gene Ontology annotation, molecular function: G protein-coupled receptor activity; olfactory receptor activity. The record is from RefSeq and is a predicted model, not a curated record. The transcript has a single exon. Bases 1 to 933 code for a protein of 310 amino acids. Gene Ontology annotation, biological process: G protein-coupled receptor signaling pathway.